Molecule: messenger RNA, 4848 nt
Organism: Diorhabda carinulata
Lineage: Eukaryota; Metazoa; Arthropoda; Insecta; Coleoptera; Chrysomelidae
Gene: Pdk1
Product: 3-phosphoinositide-dependent protein kinase 1
Exons: 6
Coding region: 939-2375 (478 amino acids)
Biological process (GO): peptidyl-serine phosphorylation; intracellular signal transduction
Molecular function (GO): ATP binding; protein serine/threonine kinase activity
Source: RefSeq, a predicted model, not a curated record
UUUGUCCACUGCGAUAUAUUUGUCUCGUUUUCCCAUCUUUUUUCCCAUGUUUUUACUCUGGUUCUGAUUUUUCUUAUAUUUUGUUUGUUUUCGGUGUUUUGCCUCACUGGUGCCCUACAAAAUCAUGUUACGGAAGGCGUUGCAAAUGAUAUUUUGCAACUGUUUGAUUUUCUUUACUUUUUAUUCAAUGAUUCUAUACGUUUCUUUCUAAACUUUACACUUUUGUUUGUUUAGUAUUCUUGCUUCAAUAUAAUUUCGUCUGAAUUUUUCUAUACCAGCUUUUAUAUUAGACUUGUUGUGUUUUCUACUAAUUCAUUUGGUUCUCUAUAUGCGUGACUUGGAAACGUUUUUUUUAUUACCGUGAUCACAUAUUCUCCUCCCUUUUGUAUAUAAAGUAAUUGAAAACAACGUAAUUUCAUAAAAAAUUGUAAUUAAAAUUCUAAAUUGGUAUUAUUGAUUAUUGAUUUUGACAGCCCGCCAUUUUGCCUAGAGAAUAAGCGUAGGGAUUUAGGUUAUGAAAACGCGUAAUUAAUUAAGAUUUUUAAUGAGAAUUAACGAAAUAAGAAGUUAAUUGAUUAAGUUAUAAUUUUAUUAUUAAAUAUGUAAAUAAUUCAUUUCUACUAUACCAUUUUUACGUUUGUAAUGAAAUUCGCGACGUUUUGUUUGUGUAUAAAUGUUUGUAGUGAAAAGUUUUGUGUUGAAUCUAUUGAAAGUGAAACAAAUAAUAGUGUUUAUAACGGAAAAGUGAAUAUUAAAAGUGCAUAAAUAAUAGUUAAAUAUGAAGUUAAGUUGAAAAUAAUCGAUGGUAAAGAUCCAUACAACUUGCAAGUUCUUUUGAAUUGUAGAAAGCAUUCAAACAACAAUUUGUUUAUAUUCAGUUGCAUUAAAAUGCUUUUUCCGUUACAGAAAGGACCUUCGAUUGUGGAGAAAUUCUCAAAAUGCCACCAGCUGAAGAAGUUCGAAAAAGGUCAACCUCUGAUUACAUCUUUGGUAAAGUUCUAGGAGAAGGAAGUUUUAGUACAGUUUAUUUAGCUAAAGAUAUACAUACGAACAAGGAACAUGCCAUUAAAGUUGUUGAAAAGGCACACGUUAUCAGAGAAAAGAAAACAGAAGCUAUUAUGCGAGAAAAAGAAGUACUGAGAAUCCUAGGAAAUGCUUGUCCUUAUUUUGUUCGUUUAUAUUGGACAUUUCAAGACUCUGAUAGGCUCUACUUUGUUCUCAGUUACGCCAAAAAUGGUGAUGUAUUAUCCCAGAUUGACAAACACACUCACCUCAGUAUUGAGUGUACUCGAUAUUAUUUAGCAGAACUGAUUUUAGGCUUAGAAUAUUUACAUAGUAAAAAUAUUAUACACAGAGAUUUGAAACCGGAAAAUCUUCUGUUUGACGAAAACUGGCACAUUUUAAUUACCGAUUUCGGUAGUGCUAAAAUUGUUUCGUCCGAAAAUGGUCAUGAAGAAAGGAAUAAUAUUAGAUCAGAAAAUAAAUAUCCUUAUCGAAGACGUAAUAGUUUUGUAGGUACAGCUCAGUUUGUUAGUCCCGAAAUGCUAGCUGAAACUGCCUCUAGCUUUGCAUCUGACCUUUGGGCCCUUGGGUGCAUCGCUUAUCAAAUGGCUUACGGACAAAUGCCAUUCACAGGUGGUAGUGAAUAUAUCAUCUUCCAAAAAAUUUUAAAAUUAGAUUACACCUUUUCUGAAGACUUUCCGAGAGAAGUAAAAGAUUUAGUUGAACAAUUAUUAGUAUUGGAACCUAAUAAUCGACUUGGCGCUCGCGAUGAAAGAUGUUAUUCUAGUUUAAGACAACAUUCAUUCUUCAGCGUACUGAAUUGGGACGAUCUAGGUCCUCCUCCUAAAAUAUCAGAAGAUACCGUCGAAGAUAUGGUACAUGAAAUUCCGGAUGAUUUAGAACCAGGUUUAGAUCCAGAACAAGUUUCCAGAUUGCAUUUAAGCUUGUUAACGCCCAAUCCUGUAGUGAAUAGAAAAAAAUCUCCUCCUAAUAGAAAAAUUACAGAUCUAACAGAUACGGAAAUCCAACAAAGAUUAGAAGCCCAAAAGACCAACAUUUAUCAUAGUUUUGUUGAAGAUAAUCUCAUAUUGAAACAGGGAUUUAUCGAUAAGAAAAAGGGAUUGUUUUCAAGGAAGAGAAUGUUUUUAUUGACCUUAGGUCCUCAUUUAUACUACGUAGAUCCUGUUACGAUGACACUCAAAGGGGAGAUACCUUGGAGUAGUGAUAUUAAAGCCGAAGCCAAGAAUUUCAAGACUUUUUUUAUUUAUACGCCUAAUAGGAAAUAUUAUCUUGAGGAUCCUGAGGGGUACGCUUUGGAAUGGUGUAAGGCUAUUGAAGACUUGAAAAAUUACUAUUUCUCAGAUGAGACUUGAUUUUAAUUAACUUUUUUUAUAUAUCCUUCAAUAUUUAUUAUUAAAUUAUUUUUCCUUUAGGUUUAUUGUAGGUAAAUUGUUAUACUAUUGUUGGGUAUCGCAUAAUCGAAUUGAAAAAAAAGGAAAUUUUGUUUUAAAUCUUCUUUCUUCCAACAUGGAUGACCGUAUUGGUAGACUACUGUGUGUUCAAUGCCAACAAGUAUUCCCCAGAAGACGAAAUUCGACAUUCUCUUUUGCUUUGUUAAUAAAUCUUCUGCCUUAAGGUCGUUUACUGUAGAGGAAUACAGGAUUAAAUCAUUAGUUUGAUUUAAGACACUUUUCCAACGACGGAAAUUAUAAACUAUUAAACUUAUUUUGAAUGAAUACACUUUUUGACAGUUCAAUAUCAAGUAAUAUGUGAAAAUUCUAACUUUUUUGACUUAAGACGGUUUUCAAAAGGAUGUGCGAUACUGAAAACUGCCCUUUUUGUAAAUUAUUGAAAUAAUUCCUCGGAAAACUGUAUUAACUCAAAUUAAUAUCUUUUAAAGGUCGUUUACUGUAGAGCAAUACAGUAUUAAAUAAUCAGUUUGAUUUAAGACACUUUUCCAACGACGAAAAUUACGAACUAUUGAACUUAUUUUGAAUUAAUAUACUUUUCAAUAGUAUUUUUUGAGUUCAACAUCAACUGAUAUGUAAAAAUAUUAACUUAUUUUGACUUGAGACGGUUUUCAAAAGGAUGUGAUACGUAAAACUGCCCUUUUUGUAAAUUAUUCAAAUAAUUCCUCGGAAAACUGUAUUAACUCAAAUUAAUAUCUUAUAAAGGUCGUUUACUGUACAGUACAAUACAGUAUUACAUCAUCAGUUUGAUUUAAGACACUUUUCCAACGACGGAAUUCCAAUGAAACCUCAAUUUUUUUUCAAUUCGAUCAUGAACUACGCCAUAAUUUAUUACAUUGUUUGAUAAAGCGUCCCGCGAUUGGAAGUAUGUACGAGUCCUUGAAGAAUUAGUAUGGAGUUGUUGCUUAUACUAAAAGUUUGCAAAGACAAUAAUGACAUGUUUUACAUCGUUGCCAGUUUGUUAUUUUAUCCAGUAGAUUUUCUUCCAUUACAUUCAUUUCAAUUAAUUAUCGAGCAGCCUAACGAACUGUCAAAAUCAGCUGUUGCAAAAUGGCCGCCGUGGGGUAAACAAAUGCUUGUGCCGUAAGUUUCCGCGAGGUGGAGUUCAAAGUUUUAUAUUUCCGGUUCUAUUACUAACUUAAAGAGUUGCUACUUGGAUAAAUGCGAAAUUUUCUCCUAGAAACCUGAUUUUUUUUAUUGGGUACAUAAAUAGAGAAAAUAUUAAAGAUACAAAGAACGAGGUAUAGAAACUUAUUCAAGUAAAUCCGAACUGCUAAUAGAGAGAGAAAGUACAUCGGUAUACCACUCUAUUUCCCCCUACUCUAUUCUGAUUGGAUUGAAAUGACGUCGAACUUUAGUAGUACGAUUGACAAAAGACGAGAAUAACAAGUUUUGAAUUUAUUGGCUAGUAAAGGGAGACAGAGAGUAGUAAAACUAACUCUUUCUCUCUCGUCUAAUACAAUUCCACUUAUAUACCACUCUCUUUAUCUUUAAUAUUUUCUCAGUAUACAUACAAGAUUGUUUACCCCACAGCCGCCAUUAAGUAACUGAUGUCACAUGGUUACCAACGUUUAAAAUUUAAUAUCCCCUAAAACACUAGCAAUGAUUUUACUUACACUUUGGUUAUAGAGAUUCUAUUUGAUGGUUACAAAUGUCAAAAUUGCAAACUUUAUGUAAAAAAAUGUUUUUGAAAGCACUACAAACAGGGUAAAAUAUUAGAAUGUAGUGAAGGUUUAUAACUUACAGGUCGGACCAAUAAUGCUUAUUAAUCAUUAGAGAAAUUGGAUUUUUGACAGAUAUGACAUUUUAUUAAGAGUAGUUGUUUUCUUUAUACAUUUUUAAUUAGAACUAUACUCGAGAGGCAGCUUUAAAUCUAUACGUAGAUUCACAACAAUUUAAUUUUCCGAAUAUUUAUUUAUAUUGAUACCUGAGGUCAGAACGGAUUGUAAUGUCAUGUGUAAACUGUCAAUGCUAAAGGAAGAUAAAAUACGAUUUUGAGGUUAUGGUUUUAUUUUUCCUUUUCCGUAAUCAGAAUAAUUUUUGUUUUGGUCGCUAUAUAUAUUUUUUUGCCAAAUUUGUUCAGGCUUUUGCAUGUAUUUUUUAUAAUAAUCGUUUUUUGGUGAUAUUUUGAAACAUAUUUAGCAUCGCCAUUUUGAAUUUAUGUCGAUAUUUUUUAAUAAAAAAGUUGUAUUAUUGAUCCACUGUGUAUAAAUUUGAAAAUUGCAUCGUAUAUGUAAUUUGCAACAUGUGAUUUUUAUUGUACGUUUGUUUCUAGGAUAGAUUGUAUUUGGGACGCCAUGUAUAUUAUUGCAAUUCUAUUUAAUCUAUUUGUUCACAUUGUAGAAAUCUUGACAAUUUUCAAAAUAAUCUAUUCAAA